This is a messenger RNA of Talaromyces amestolkiae, 936 nucleotides long. RefSeq lists its product as uncharacterized. Gene Ontology annotation, cellular component: nucleus; elongin complex. The record is from RefSeq and is a predicted model, not a curated record. Gene Ontology annotation, biological process: transcription elongation by RNA polymerase II. Lineage: Eukaryota; Fungi; Ascomycota; Eurotiomycetes; Eurotiales; Trichocomaceae. Bases 1 to 936 code for a protein of 311 amino acids. The transcript is spliced from 3 exons.
AUGCCGGCGCGGUCACUGCUUGCGAUAAGCACGCGGGUCGCUGUGCAGAAUGUUAGAAGUUUGACGGACAUCGGGAAUAUCCCGUACUCGCUGGCGAGGCCUUUUUUGAUCAAAGUCGAGAGUCCGAAGCAAUUGAGAGAGCUCGAAAAAAAUUCCCCACACAUAAUGGCGGACGAUCGCGAACUAUGGCUAGACUUUAUCAAACGCGACAUCCCUCAAUGGGAACAAUACGACAUCCCUUCGGAAUCCGACAGCUGGUACGACAUCUACUGCGACUUACUCGACCAAGUGCAACGCGAAGUUGAAGAAGGCGCCCUACAGCUCAAACAAGCAGUCGAUAAAUUCUAUUCGGAUAAAGCCAGCAACGCGGCUGUUUUGGUCAAGGAUACGAGUCGUCUACCCAAGCCUAAGCGGAGGAUUUAUACGGGCAGUAGUGGCACAAGAUCGGAACCGAAGAAAAAUAGUAUCUUCAGUAGCAAGAGGAACAAGGUGCUAGCUGUGCCGACGCAUCAGUUGCAUAGUGGUGCAUCGAGGAUCAAUCGUGUGCCGCAGUGGUUAGUGGAUGAGCAUAAACAAGCACCGGCAUCUACCCCUGCGACGGCUGCGUCGAGGCCAGUGCCGAAAUCUUCUGCUGGUGCCGGCGGACCAGCUCAAAAACUAGUGGCUCCUCGACGACCGAUAAUAAAGCGACCGACUUCAUCUGUACCGGCGAAUGGCGGCGCAAAACCCGACAUAGCUCAAGGCAGCCGGCCAAUCGUACCUAGGAAACGCGAUCAUGACGGAUCUCCGCCUCGGAUACAGUCAGGUCGUGCCGAUUCGGCUGGCUCGCCAUCAGUUCGUCAGUCGCCAAUGUCACCUGCCGCGAAACCUCUCGUUAGAAAGCGUCCUGCGGCAAGUCAGCCAAAUAUAUUCAUGCCAAAGAAGCGGAGGUCCUGA